AUGGCGCAGGCUACGUUGCCUUCACAAUGGAAAACGUUGACCUUCGCCACCAAUGUCAUAGAGGGACUCAUUGAAGAUCACCGGCUGUCAUUUGGCCAGAUUCCACUUAUGAGGUUCCUUAAUGAAGUCAUGAUAAAAAAAUGCCAAGUUUUUCAACCCAAUACUAAUCGAUUUCUCCUAGAAGGGCAAACCAUUGAAAUUAUCUGA
Molecule: messenger RNA, 207 nt
Organism: Gryllus bimaculatus (two-spotted cricket)
Lineage: Eukaryota; Metazoa; Arthropoda; Insecta; Orthoptera; Gryllidae
Source: the annotation of a GenBank genome assembly